Prorocentrum cordatum is the source of this 1632-nucleotide messenger RNA. NCBI's taxonomy places the organism in Eukaryota, Dinophyceae, Prorocentrales, Prorocentraceae. The record is from the annotation of a GenBank genome assembly.
GCGCACGUCACGGAAGGCGACAAGGCCGCCUGGCGGCCGUCGCUGGGCUUCACGGCGAUGUGGUCGACGGGCACCUCGGCGAGGGCAGAGGUGGGCAUCAUCCUCCGGGACAGUUUCCUGCGGCAGUUUGACCCCGACCCGGUCUGGGACGAACCCGUUCCAGGGCGUGCCGCUGUGCUGCGACUCCGAGGCCCCCUUGGAGCGUUCGACAUUUGGACAGUAUAUUUUGCCACCGGCACCCGUGGCCUCGUGCACGCGACGACGGACGAAGAGGCUAACAUGCAGGUGAAGAUGCAGAGGCAGUUUAUGCGGGAGCGCAUCAACGCCAACGUCAGAGACAAGGCGGAUGAAGAUCACUGGCGGGAGGACCUGUGUCGGAGGCACGGUCUACACGAGCUCCACCAGAUGCAGGCCUUUCAUGACGACGCCGGGUGCCGAUCGCGGAUCGACAGGGCGGAGAACGUGCUGUCCAAUGGCCUCGGGGACGCUGGCCACCCGGACUCCGCGAGCUCUUCGGCUGCCCCCUCGCCGUGCAUAUCCGGCUUCGCUCGCCUCCGCAUCCUGAAGGAGGCCAUGAGGACGGUCGCCGACACGAUGGGCCGCGAGAAGCAGCAGCAGGUGCCGGAGGCGACAGAGGCUGAUGAUCACCUUGGCUGGACUUUGCGGUGUGUCCGGGCUUUGGAGCGAGGGGCGGUCGGGACGGUCCGCCGCUGCUGCCAGGCAUGCCCCAGGCUGGGCACUUUGUUCGGCGGCCCACUGGAGGCCAUCCAGGCGCACGCGGUGGAGCUUGCUCGGGAUUCGGCAUUGCGGCAGCUACAAGAAAUUCACAAUGCAGAGGGCGAUGCGGACGUCGACGAGCCGGAUUUUGAGGCGCUGCAACGCCGCCGCAACAGGGUAAUGCAGUUGCUCGCGCGGUUGGCGCCGGGCCGGUCAGCGGCCCUGGGCGGAGUCGUGGACCGGCACGGCGUUAUUCUCACGGACCCGGAAGACAUGGCCCAAGCCUUGCGCUCGUAUUGGCAAGGGGUGUUCAGGCGUCGACAGCACGACGAUCGUGUUCUUCGACGCUGGUGCGCAGAAGACCUCGGCCCAGCACACCUGAGCUGUCUCCGCCGCCUCUGCCGAGAGGAGUGGUUGCCGUCGCGGGCGGACCUUGACAAGGCCAUCAAGGAGGCGCCGAAGUUUUCCCCAGGGCCGGAUGGGCUCCCGCUUGCCGUCUGGCGGUCACUAGGGCCUUUGGGCGGAGGUGUGCUCGAAGCAACUCUUCGCGAUAUGAUGUCUGGCGACGGCCCGGAAAUUGUUGCCCGGGACUGCCCUGCCUUCAACGACUCCUUGCUGGUCUUUUUACCAAAGGCGGGUACGGCACUGGAGGGCGGGGAGCGGCUGGGGUGCAAGCCCGACGCCACGCGCCCACUCAGCAUUGCCAGCGGGGACAGCUGGAUCUUGGCCAACGCAGUGAGGCUCCAGCUAGAGAAGUGCGCUGCCCCUUGGAUCUCACGUGAACAGCAAGGAUUAUUGCCAAGCCUUUCGAUGGUCAGCAACAUCAUGGCGAUCGAGGAGCGGAUGAUGGAGGUAGCAUUGACAGAGGACGCAGGCAUCGCGGUCUUCCUGGACUUCCGCGCUGCUUUUCCGAGC